AAAGAGGGAAAAUGCUGUGAAGGAUUUAACUUGCCCUAAGAUUUGAGCAGGCGUUUUUUUUCGUGGUUCGCAAUAUUUAACUCAAAUCACCCAUUAUUCUUUAUAUGGUGCCUUCUUAUUCAUAAUAUUCUUAUGACAAUUAAGGCAGUUCUUUAUUUUAUUGACUUCGUUCUGGUUUUAGAAGUCAUAUCCUCAUUGAUAUCUCUAGUCUUUGGUUAAUAAAUUCUAGUUAUGUCCAAUCAUAUAGAUAGCAUACGAUCUUUCUAUGAUAUUGAUUAAUAAAUAUUUAUUUUGAUGCCCACUAAAGUUGUAUAUCAUAUAUGCUUGCUUUCAUCUUAAUUCUUAAGCCUUGUUUGGUUAAGAUUUUUCCUUUUUCGCAAUAGUGUAGCUGCUGCGAUGCAAUUGUAUGAUUUUUUAUUGGAAAGAAAAUGACAUAGCCUUUCAAUCAAUCAAUCUGUUUUAUUGUAGUUUCUUUUUUGGUCACUUAGAAAAUAUUAUGGUUUAUAAAACAUCUUUGUAAAGCACUACCUGAAAAGAUAGAAGCCUAACCAUACAAGCCUCAGGUUUUAGUGUUUUAAAGGUUUCCCCAAUUGUACUAACAUUGGACUUUAGAUGACGACUAAUUUAUUAAAAUUAUUUUCUCUUUUACAAGUAGUUUACAUUUUGGGAGUUCAGUUUCAAUCUCUUUUGAAUUGAUGAUGUUUUUUGUGAAGUUAUUGGUAUGAUUGAAAAUUCUUUGAUGUUGAUACGAAUAUUUUAAAUAAUAUCAAUGGCCUAUUAAAGCAAUGUAGUUUUGAUGCAUUCAUUUUAUCAUUGAGCCUCUUAGAUCAAUUCUCAUGCUAUUCAAUGAUAUGUAUUUUUAGAAUCAAUAAAAUUCAUAUGAAAAUAUUUUUGUUACUUUUUAUACUUAUUCAGUAAUCGAAUUAGAAAAAAAAAUCUUUUAGUUUUUUAUAUUGUAGAUCUAAUUAUUUAUUAAACACUGACAUAAUUUUUCUAAGCUUAACUUAUUGUUAUACUUAUUAAAAUUUUAUUGUAUGACUUUUGUUUAAUUUCUUAAAAUUAUAAAAAUCCUGACCAUUCCUUUGUUCUUAGAGAUUAAUAUCAAAAUGUUUUUUCUCCUAUCAUAUUGCAUCCUCUUAGACUUGAGGAUUAUUCACCAAAACAACAUAUUUCUAUAACAUUUUAUAUUACUUUGUGUCUCAUUUGGAUAUUAAACUUCACCUCUAUGCAUCAUAUUUAAGCUUACUAAAAAUUUCAUUUUGGGCUUAAAAAUUUAUAAAUCAUGGAUUCAUGAUUUCUCAUUUGGGAUUAGGAUUGGGAACAAUUAGUAUAACUAGAAGUGGAUUAAAAGGACAAAUAAUGGUGGUAGGUAGUGAUUGGGAAGUACAAGGGAGGUGGUUGCUUAGUAGUAAGUGGAGGUUUGGGAGAACAAUUUAUCCAAUACUCAUACUUCUUCACAUACUGUGGGAUACUUGUCGAAUUUCUUGGUGAACAAUACUUUAGGCAUACUCCAUGCAUGUUGCUAGUUGCAUACCUUAUUUUGCGGUUUAUACUAAGAGAUGAAACAUAUAAUAUUAUAACUAAAAGUGCAUCAAAAUCUCAGCUGUCUAAUAUCCUUCUCUUCAUGUCUGUUAUUAAAUUCUUUAGGAAGAAAGCUGCUUAUGUAAACAUCAUACUGUUAUGGUAGAAUUGAUUAGCUUGCUUCCAACAUCUGGUGAGGAGGAUGUUAGGCCGGUCGAAGAGGGGCCGGCUGCACCCAUUGAACCGGUCCCUAGUGGACCGGUUUUCUAUUACAGCCGCCGGCCCAAGGAAGGGAGAGAGAGGGGGCCAGCUACUCCUAUGGGUCCCACUCCUUUAUUAAAAAUUGUUUGGAGGGAAAUAUUUGAAUUAUGGGCUGAUCAGGGAUUUUUUAUUAUUCCUUUGACUUUUUUUUUAUUCCUUCGACUUUAAUUAGUCGCUAAUGUUAGAAUUACGGUUUCAUCUUGAAUUUGAAAUCAAAUUUGAGAUAUAGGGUUUGUGCUUUUGGGCUGUAGGAUUUGCUAGAGAAUUGGAGAGUUGUUUCUUCCUCUCAAAUUGAAAAAACUAGUAUCUUGUAUUGUUUCUCUUGUUCGUGGAUUGAAUAGAAGAAAUUUUCCUUGUGUUUCUCUCCAAUAUCCUGAAAUUCCUGCAUCAUUUUUGCUGUUUUCUCUCUGAAAUCAGCAAAUUUCUUGCUAUUUUUAUCAAUUAUUGCUAGGUUUGCUUGCGAACUUAGUAUUUCCCUUAGGGUUACUUGCGAACUCAAGUAUGUCCUAUCAGAGGACCUGAAUUUCAGUUCGCUACUUCAAUGAUGUGAACUUGUUGCGAUGCAUGGUCAGGCCUGGUGAAAACACCACCCAGCUAUGCCGCUGGACCCUGAAUAUAGAUUUUAAUGCUGACCAUUAAUGAUAUCGCUUGGUUUUUACUUCAGUGAGACCUUUAUAGAAGCUUGUCAAGGUAAAACGUAUCCAGUAUCCUUGCAUCCUUUUUUUUCGCUGUGAGGUUAAUAUUCUCAGUGCAGUUUAACUUGCUUUAGUAUAGACUCAAAAUUUUUUAUGAUUUUUCAUGAGAAGAACUUUUAGUGUUUCUACUUUCUAUUCUUCACCCAAAGUAAGAAAAAUAUGUGGUGCUUCUUCUUAGUAUUGAUUCUGUACCAAAAAAAAAGGUAAAAUGGAAGAAAGAGAAUUCCUCUCUAGCUGCUUGUCAAGGUAAUGCUCCAGUAACCUUGCAUCCUUUUUUUAAUUGUGGUAAGGUUGAUAUUCUCCUUGCAGUUUAACUUUCUUUAUUAGAGACUCAAACUUGGUAAUGAUUUUUCAUGUGGAUAACUUUUGUUGAUUCAAUUCUUCAACUUAAGCAGGAAGAAUGUGUAGCGUUUCUUCUCAGUAUUGAUUCUGUACAGCAAAAAGCUCCCCAGUCAUUAGCGAGGCGGCGGAUUUUUCUUCAUUGACUAGUGAGAAGCCUGUUUCUAGUUGAGUGAUGAGUGACAAGCUAGGUCUUCUGUGGUUUCUGUGCCAAAGUUGGUAGCCAUGAAGAUUUCUUAUUAAACUAUGGAAGUGAAAGCUGGUGCUGCUGCCAAAUAUAUGAAAAUCAUGCCCUGGACAUCACCAAUUUAGCUCUGAAGGAAAAGGCUAAAGCUGGGGAGUUUCCACCAAAAACAGGACGAGCAGUUCACCAACAUCAGCUCUACUCUACCCUUUUUAAACCCAAUCAGCCCAUACAAUCUCCACCAUUCAAAGCUCCAUAUUCCAAACUCCACCUUAACUAUCUCUACACUCCAGCCUGCUUCUCCUCUACCCUCCAAUGGCUCUCAAGGGAUCUCAACUGAUCCUAAUCAUUUCUUUCUUCAUAUCUAGCCUCUUUGCCGUCGCCAUUGCCCAAUCGUCGAGCUCAUGCACAUCAGCACUUUUGAGCCUGUCACCUUGCCUGAACUUCAUCUCACGCAACGAGACAACGCCAUCGAGCUCGUGCUGCUCGCAGCUUAGUACUGUGGUCAAGUCGGAACCGCAGUGCCUAUGCGCAGUUCUCAAUGGCGACGCUGCAUCCGGUCUUGGCAUCUCCAUUAACAAGACUCAGGCGCUCGCACUGCCUGCCGCCUGCAAGGUUCAGACGCCGCCGGUUAGCCAAUGCAAUACUGCUUCAUCACCACCGUCGACGCCGGCGACGCCAAGUGGAUCGAAAAAUGUUCCAUCUGUGGAUACAGGUUCAGCAAAUGGAAGCGCUGCUGAAAUUUCUGUUACAUUUGUUCUCAGUCUGAUGUUUGUGGUUGUGUUUUCUUCUGCUUCUGCUAUCACUAUAUGAGACUUUUUAUUGUGUAUUUUAACUUUUCUAUUGAUUAUUAUUUUUCAUGGUUGUUAUUGUUAUAUCCUUAUAUGAUUACCUUUGUCGAAUCACCAGAUUUGUAUUGGUUACUUUUGUUGUAUUAUUUGUAAGCAGAGUGAAGAGUUCAUGCA
Molecule: messenger RNA, 3965 nt
Organism: Dendrobium catenatum
Lineage: Eukaryota; Viridiplantae; Streptophyta; Magnoliopsida; Asparagales; Orchidaceae
Product: non-specific lipid-transfer protein-like protein At5g64080
Exons: 4
Coding region: 3316-3813 (165 amino acids)
Biological process (GO): lipid transport
Molecular function (GO): lipid binding
Source: RefSeq, a predicted model, not a curated record